This is a messenger RNA of Humulus lupulus (European hop), 2365 nucleotides long. RefSeq names its product molybdenum cofactor sulfurase-like. The record is from RefSeq and is a predicted model, not a curated record. Bases 365 to 2089 code for a protein of 574 amino acids. Lineage: Eukaryota; Viridiplantae; Streptophyta; Magnoliopsida; Rosales; Cannabaceae. The transcript has a single exon.
UGAUCAUUUUAUCGUGCCUAACAUACUCUACAUGUUACUUUACUUACACUUCUUUCAUAGGCUAUAUAAUAGACAAGAACAACAACAGUGAAUCAUGGAAACUGACUAUGUCAAUUUGAUGGGAAAAAAAUGUCUUAUUGAAUUAUGAUCAUGUGAAGCCCUUGAGGACAACCUGUCCUCAACCCCCAUUGACUAAGACAUUUUAAUUUUAUUAGGUUCAAACACCAAUUAAUAAUGUGUAGAAAAUUUCAUAGGGACCCAAAUGCAAAAUACACAAUAAAAUAAAGUAGAAAAGAAAAGAAAGUGAUAAUAAAUGAGUUUUGAGUAAAGUGAGAAAUUAAAAAAAGAAGAAGAGAAUAAGAAAAUGAACUCGCCUUGCAUUGGAGAAGCCUCAGAAGCUUGCUUCCAUGGCUGUUGUAGGGCGCCAAGUUUUGUUUCUCUUCACUCUCCCAAAUCACCAACCAGUACUAGCUCCACCAUUACUACUGCUUCAACAUCUCAGUACCAUUUCACCAUGGCAACACUUUCGUCUCUACCGAACAUUACUCCAUAUUUCACAAACCAUGAGUCUCUCCCUGGCUUAAGGGAAUCAUUUUCUUAUUUCGUUAAAGCUUUUCCUCUGUACUCUCAAACUCACCAAACUGAUCAAAUUCGAUCGCAUGAAUAUCAACAUCUUCAGAGCCAUGUCUGUCUUGAUUACGUUGGGAUUGGCCUUUUCUCCUAUUCACAACAACAACGACGUCGUUUUGAUCCAGCUAUGGCGUCUUCUUCGAGCUAUACUCCUUUGCUACUUGAUUUCCAUGAAUCCCACUUCUUUGAUAUCUGUUACAAAGCGGUGAGCUUGAAAUCCCAGAUGGUCUUUAACAGAGCCAUGAUGAGCCAAGAACCAGAGCUUGAACUCAAGUUAAGAAAGAGAAUCAUGGCUUUUAUGAAUGUUUCAGAAGAUGAUUACUUCAUGGUAUUCACUUCCAACCAAUCCUCUGCUUUCAAACUACUCGCCGACUCAUACCCUUUUCAGUCCAAUCGAAAUCUUCUCACGGUGUAUGAUUACAAGAGCGAGGGAGUUGAAGCCAUGGUUGAAAGCUCAAAGAAAAGAGGUGCCCGAGUCAACUCGGCAGAGUUCUCUUGGCCCCAUAUGAAACUCCAAAGCAAAAAACUAAGGAAGAUGGUAUUAAUGAGAGGUAAUAAAAACAACAAGGGGUUGUUCGUUUUCCCACUUCAGUCGAGAAUGACUGGCUCUCGCUACUCAUAUCUAUGGAUGAGUCUGGCUAGAGAGAAUGGGUGGCAUGUUUUGCUCGACGCUUGCGCUUUGGGACCCAAAGACAUGGAAACCCUAGGACUCUCUCUGUUCCAACCAGAUUUUCUCAUCUGCUCAUUCUUCAAAGUCUUUGGGGAAAACCCAUCUGGGUUCGGGUGUUUGUUUGUCAAGAAAACAACUUCUUCGAUCCUAGACGACUCGACACCGGCCUCAACUAUUGGCAUAGUGAGCCUCGUCCAAAACCCAUUAAGAAAAGAUGAAUUUUCUGAGUCAAAAAAGUCGGAAAUUGAUGAUGAAUGUAGAGGUUUGGAUCAUGCAGAUUCAUUGGGACUAGUUUUGAUAAGCACAAGAGCAAGAAUCUUAAUCAACUGGGUAGUAAAUGCAUUGAGUAGGCUAAAACAUCCCAAUUCAGAAAAUGGGCAUUCCUUGAUCAGAAUCUACGGCCCAAAAAUUGGCUACGACAGAGGACCGAGUGUUGCAUUCAAUUUGUUUGACUGGAAAGGAGAGAAGGUUGACCCAGCACUGGUUCAGAAGCUUGCUGACCGUAACAACAUUUCUUUGAGCUGUGGCUUUCUUCAAAAUUUUUGGUUCGAGGAUAAGAUUGAAGAAGAAAGGGAGUUAAGGCUAGAAAAGACGGGUUUUGUGAACAAGGAAAGUGAUAAACGCGAGCGAUGUGGGAUUUGUGUAGUGAUGGCUAGUAUUGGCCUGAUCACAAAUUUUGAUGACAUUUACAGGCUUUGGGGUUUUGUUUCGAGAUUUUUGGACGCCGAUUAUGUGGAGAAGGAGAGGUGGAGAUACUUGGCUCUUAAUCAAACUACAAUCGAAGUGUGAGAAGUGGAACAAGUUUUAAUUAAGUUGAGCAAUUCUUUCAUUCUUUUUUCUUUAUUUCAUUACUAGUAUUAUUAUCAUUGUUUGAAGGAUUCUUCGCUCCAUUACAUGGGAUCGGAGUAUAUUUAUAGCCUAAAUUAUAUAUAUCAUUCUGGGAGUUGUCCGGUACUCUCCUAAAAAUGGGAGCACCGGUGCCUCUUGUGUUUUGGACCAUUAUAAUUAUAAUUUUGGUAAAUAUAUAUAAAUUGGGGAAUUCUUUGAUAGAAACUUCACUUUUAA